Molecule: messenger RNA, 1521 nt
Organism: Schistosoma mattheei
Lineage: Eukaryota; Metazoa; Platyhelminthes; Trematoda; Strigeidida; Schistosomatidae
Source: the annotation of a GenBank genome assembly
AUGGGUUUGUGUCAGAAGCUUGAUGGUCUUUGUCAACCAAAAACCAAAAGAUGGAUUGGAAUUACUGUCGGAAUACUGGAACUAUUUUUUUUUGGAGGAUAUUACUACGGUUUCAAUUCCCUUAUACCAGCUUGGAAAUCAUUAGGGAUGUCUGCAUAUAAUUGUAGUAAUGCAACGAACACCUGUUUAUAUGAUGACUCUAUAUUUGGAAAUGGUUUUAUUGUUUGGAUUGUCACGCAAAAUUGUCUUAUUUCAUUCUCUGGUAUAUUCAUGGAUAAAGUUGGAUUAAGGGCUUUAAAGUUGGUAGCUAUAACCAUGUAUUUUGUUGGAACACUAUUAUUUGCCUUUAUACAUAGGGGAACAGAACCAUUGUAUUAUAUUGCCGGUAUAUUGGUCGCUAUAGGGAGUACUUCAAAUCUUAUAUGCAAUCAACAUAUCACUUCGAUGUUUCCAAAAUAUCGAGGGUUCGGAAUAUCUCUUCUCUCUGGUGCUUUCGACUCUAGCACACUAAUAGCAUUUAUACUUUCUGAAACAUAUUCACAGUUUUCAUUACAGAAAUCAUUCAUUAUACUAGCGAUUGUUUCUAUAUGUGUUGGUCUAUUCAUGGCUACAUUUAUUUUAACCACAAGAUCAGAUGACAUGAGAAAAUUUGCAAGCAACUUUAGCGAUGUUGUAACAAAUGAGAAUGAUGGUGAACAGGAGAAACUGUCUCAAGGAUGCGUCAGGGAUAAUAAUGAAAACACGCCAUCAUUGGAUAAAGAGGCAAAAAAUAUUGAAGUAUCUAGAAGAAUCAAAAUGAUAAUAGACCUCCGUUAUCAAUCAAUAAAAGAUUGUAUAAUAUCGCUACCAUUCUUGCUUAUUACAAUAUGGUUUAUGCUUGGAUUAUUUCGUUUUUCAACAUUUCUUGGACAAUUACAACGUAUCAUAAACGAAUUGUUUCCAAACGACAUAAUAACCAUUGAUCAUCUAUUGCAAAUUUCAUCAGCAUUUUCAAUGUGUGGAUUUUUAGCCGCUCCAAUUACUGGUUUCAUAAUGGAUAUAUCGCAAGCCUAUUGUAGGCGAAAAAUUAUGCAAAAUGACUACAGUAUAAAUGACCAGCAUCAUAAAAAUCAAAUUUAUUAUACAUAUAUAUUCGGUUUAGCGCCUGCACUACUUUUUAUGGCAUUUUGUGCUAUGCUCAUAAGCUGUUUAAUAUUUAUACCGAAUCGUGUGGCUUAUUAUUUUGCAUUUCUGUUUUUUGUUAUGCUACGUUCAUUGUUAUUUAGUGCGUCUGUAGGCUUUUGCUUGACUGCUUUUCCUGUGCAUUACUUCGGAACAGUAUGUGGUAUAUUAAAUUCAAUCGGUGGUAUAUUCAGUCUAUUACAAUAUGCAUUUCAGUAUACAAGUAGCGCAGAAAUAGCUAAUAUUAUCAUAACUAUUUGUUCUGUUGGCUUAUUUAUACCGCCUGUUAUUCUGUUUAAAAUGAAAAUUCGUGAAUAUUGGAGUGGGAAUUUUCCUACUACUGGUUUACUUUUCACUUAA